GGCAGCAAGAGAGAAUUCAACAACAUUAAAGCGAAGGAAUUAACUAGUCCGCUACUUGCUAUCGACCCGGUCACCCGCUCAGAAUGUACUUGUCGUUUCGACGGCGACUACUGAAGAGGUGAAUAUUUAUUGUUCUUUUAUUGCUUGUGUAAGAAGUUGCAGUUGGAUGCAACAAUUACUGGUGCGUCAUCAGCGCAGAACCUGAACAAAGAUCGAACCAUAUCACAGGCUGAAAGUGUGAACACAGUUCUAAGCGUUGUGUUGUGAUUAUUCUAAUAUCAGUGAGUCAGAACAGAGGCGCUAGACGCUUACAUAAGCUUGAUUCAUAUGCUAGCUUUUCCAGAUGCAUGUUCUAGAAAUCUUUUAAACAAAUCGUUUUGAUUUCCCUAAAAUUCGAUUGAGUGAUUGCUUCUUUUUCCGCUAACUAAAUCAAAGGGCACGUAACACCCGAACAAAGAAAUUAAAUAUAGUGAUAAACAUCGUUAUCGAGUCAAGCAAGUGCCCUCUCAAUACGUUAUACGAAUAAGUAAACCUCAAAGCGGACUUUCGAAAUAGAUCAAGUGCAGUCAGUCAGUGUGAGUCGUCAGUGGAGUGAAAGCAUCGAUUUGCGAAUUUGCCGAAUUCGUUUCGUGAAAGUGCAUUACUUACACAUUAAUCACGAUAACAGCAGCGCAACAGUACAACAACAACCACUACUGCUGAGGUUAAAGAAGCACAGUAAUUACCACUCAGUAGUCAGUAGUGAUAUCGCUGACACAUACGCCAUGGUACGGAUUGAUAUCGAUACUAUUAUCGAUGCCAUCUUCCGGACUGCCAUUCUGCCGGGGAUUAUGGUCGUGCUCUGGUUCAACGAUGUAAUAUGCCUUGCGACAUGUAAAAUCUGUAUCCUGGUGUUUGUGGUCAUCUUCGUGGUGCUGCCGUUGAUAUUCAAAUAUUCAUACGCACUGCAGAAAGGAAUUUUGUUUCUCACAUUCAUUACCUAUCCACCCAACUUGGACUUGAAGCGUCCGGAAAAAAGUGGCCUCUAUGCGACGCGAAACUUCUACGUCACCUACCGGGACCAGGAGGAAGAUUUCGAUGUUGACAUUGCGGUGUGGCACGUGCUACCAAACGAUCUGGUGCGCCGGUUCGGGAAAGAAUUGCAAAUUGACGAGGCAACUCUAUCCAACAUGACGGCUCCAGAAGAGGUGAGGGACAAAGCGGACGCCCUGUCGAGGCAGCAGAGCGCCGCAAAGUACCGGGAGAUUGAAAACAUUCUACAUCGUGCCAAUCUGAACCUCAACGACGAAGCAACCCAGAAGGAGCUGUUCGAGCAAACCCUCAAGGCAUCCAGUAACGAUAUCGUGCUGUACCUGCACGGCAAUACGGCUUCACGGGGUGCCUCGCAUCGUGUCGAGCUGUACAAGAUGCUGCGCAGCCUUAACUACCAUGUGAUAACGCUGGACUACCGUGGGUACGGUGAUUCGACCAACAUUUCCCCAACCGAGCGAGGUAUCGUGUAUGAUGCUCUCGCUGUCUAUCAGUAUAUAACCAGCGUCAGCAACAGUCCCGUCUAUCUGUGGGGUCACUCACUAGGAACCGGAGUGGCAACGCACCUACUUUCGCUGCUGACUGAUAUGAAUCUGCCAGGGCCGAAGGCGCUAGUGCUGGAAAGCCCGUUCAAUAACAUCCGCGAGGAGAUAUGCGCUCAUCCAUUUUCAAAACUCUACCGACAUCUGCCGUGGUUCGAUUUUAUGAUCACCAGUCCGAUGUACGAAAAUCAGCUACGGUUCGAGUCGGAUCACCACAUUUCGGAAUUUCGACAACCUGUGCUGAUUCUGCAUGCCGAAGAUGAUAACGUUGUUCCCUUCAAAUUAGGCUAUAAGCUAUACCGUGUCGCACUGGAUACACGCGGCAAAGCCUGGGGUCCAAUCGAGUUUCAUCGGUUCGAGAAGACCAGCCAUUACGGUCAUCGGUACAUCUGUCGAGCGCCAAAUUUGCCGGAAAUAGUGGUUAGAUUUUUCCGCACCUAUCGGGAUGAAAGCUACUAGGUGGAUGGGGCUACCAAAAACUCGACGGAUCGAUGGUGGGAGUGGAGGUAAGUGCCAACCUAUUGUUCUUCUGUUUAGGAGAUAACGUAGAAUAACAAGACUAGAUUGAAUUCAACUGAAUUGAUAGAUUUUGCAGUCACAUUCGUGGACAUUUUUCCCCCUUUCUCUCUCUUAUACGGAAUAAGAACGUUUAAUAACGUUGUACAGGAAUAUGAAUUAAAUUCAAACAUUGAGUGAAAGCAACUGUAGUCUAAGUAGUUAUAGAAUGUUAACAAUCCCUGUAGCUCAGACUUGAUAGAGUGUAAACGUUUUAGAUAGAUUUUUCGCCGGCGUUUUUCAAUGGUUUCGUUUUAACAUGAAAACCCGUUCGUCGGAGGCAAUAAAAAAUAUACGUGAUACA
Molecule: messenger RNA, 2430 nt
Organism: Wyeomyia smithii (pitcher-plant mosquito)
Lineage: Eukaryota; Metazoa; Arthropoda; Insecta; Diptera; Culicidae
Product: lysophosphatidylserine lipase ABHD12
Exons: 6
Coding region: 765-2030 (421 amino acids)
Biological process (GO): phosphatidylserine catabolic process; monoacylglycerol catabolic process
Cellular component (GO): endoplasmic reticulum membrane
Molecular function (GO): monoacylglycerol lipase activity; phosphatidylcholine lysophospholipase A1 activity
Source: RefSeq, a predicted model, not a curated record